GUGUCCAGAUGUUGAGACUGUGUCCAGAUGUUGUUUUCGGGGGCCUCCAUCAUGGACAACGUGACCGAGACGCAGCAGACGGACUACAACUCCCUGAAGGACUACAACUCCCUGCAGGACUACAGCUUUCUGGCGCUGGUACUCGGCGUGCCGCUGAUCCUGCUCACCGUGCUGGGGAACGUCCUGGUGUGUCUGAGCGUGCUCACCGAGCGCUCCCUAAAAACCGCCACCAACUACUUCAUCAUCAGCCUGGCGGCGGCCGACCUGCUGCUCGCCGUGCUCGUGCUGCCGCUCUACGUCUACUCCCAGUGUCUGGGGGGAAUCUGGACGCUGGGCCCCUUCCUGUGUGACGCUCUGAUGACGAUGGACGUGAUGCUGUGCACCGCCUCCAUCCUCAACCUGUGUGCUAUCAGCGUGGACAGGUACAUUGCGGUGGUGGUGCCUCUGAAGUACAACAGGAACCAGUUCAGCAUGCGCCAGCUGCUUCUGAUCGUGGCGGCCUGGCUGCUGUCUCUGGGCGUGGCGAGCCCGGUGAUCUUCGGGCUGAACGGCGUGCCGGGCCGCGACCCCACUGUGUGCAAACUGGAGGACGACCGCUUCGUGGUGUACUCGUCCGUGUGCUCCUUCUUCGUGCCCUGUCCCGUCAUGCUCUUCCUGUAUUAUGGGAUGUUUCGGGGCCUGCGGCGGUGGAGCGGUCGGAGCCGCCCGGCCGGGCAUCCCGCUCUGUCGCUACGCCUCAGCUCGGCUCUACGGCGAGGGAAUGCAACAGCAACAGGAAGUGAAGAGAAGGUGGUUUUUGCCACGCCGGGCGAGCUCAGCCCUGCGUCUCCAUCCACCAUCUCCAUGACGACACCCUCAGCGACGCCGUUGUCGGGGGAGCAGCGAGACGGAGCGGUGGGGGGGGCGGAGCGAGAGCCAAUGACAGCGCAGACGGACAGCGCGUCGGACGGCGAGCCCACAGAGACGAGAGAGCAGAUGAGAGGGAGGAGGAACAGCAAGAGCAGCCGAGUCAGCGGCCGCGAACGGAAAGCCAUGAAGGUGCUGCCUGUCGUCGUAGGGGUUUUUCUAGCCUGUUGGACACCUUUCUUCGUCGUCCACGUCACCAAGGUGUUGUGCCAGUCAUGUGACAUCAGCCCCGCCCUCAUCUCCGUGGUAACAUGGCUCGGCUACGUCAACAGCGCCGUGAACCCGAUCAUCUACACCGCCUUCAACGUGGAGUUCAGGAAGGUCUUUCACAAGCUGCUCUGCUGCCGGACGUCCAACUAAACUGUCCCAAAACUCAGGCGUCUUCAAUAAAUCUCCAGAUGUCUCGUCCAUAUCGACAACGCGGGAAGUCCCUAAUUUAGUCCAGAUGUCCAUAAUUUAGUCCAGAUGUCUCUAAUUUAGGGCCGGAAGUCCCUAAUUUAGUCCAGAUGUAGUCCAGGUGUCCCUAAUUU
Sander lucioperca (pikeperch) is the source of this 1436-nucleotide messenger RNA. It is a transcript of the gene drd4-rs, whose product is annotated as dopamine receptor D4 related sequence. Gene Ontology annotation, molecular function: G protein-coupled receptor activity; dopamine neurotransmitter receptor activity, coupled via Gi/Go. The transcript has 4 exons. Gene Ontology annotation, cellular component: plasma membrane. Gene Ontology annotation, biological process: adenylate cyclase-inhibiting dopamine receptor signaling pathway; adenylate cyclase-activating adrenergic receptor signaling pathway. Lineage: Eukaryota; Metazoa; Chordata; Actinopteri; Perciformes; Percidae. The record is from RefSeq and is a predicted model, not a curated record. The coding region runs from base 28 to 1266 and encodes 412 amino acids.